UGCAGUUUCCUAACCUGUAAAUAUAUAUUUUAUAUAGACCGCCAGACCGGUAUUAGUAAAUGUUAAAAAUUACUUUAGAUUAUUUGUAAAUAAAUUAGUUUUUCGUUCGAAUGGCAUCUCCAGCUCCAAAAUCACCAGAGCAAUCUGAACGAAGUAGAAAAUAUGAUAGACAAUUAAGGUUAUGGGGUGAUCAUGGUCAAGCUUCCCUGGAAGCAGCCCACAUUUGUUUAAUAAAUGCCACUGGUUUAGGUACAGAAAUUUUAAAAUCCUUAGUAUUACCAGGAAUUGGAGCUUUCACAAUUGUUGAUGGUAAAAAGAUCACGGACGAAGAUAUUGGAUCAAAUUUCUUUCUAGAUGCUGACAGUGUAGGAAAGUCAAGAGCUCAAGUUGCAACGCAAAUGCUUCUUGAAUUGAAUCCUGACGUACGAGGAGAUUAUAUCGAUGAAGGUCCUGAACAAAUUCUAGAAAAUAGUCCCGAUUUUUUCAACAGUUUCACGGUUGUUGUUGCGACUUCUCUACUUGAAAAGUCACUGAUUCUACUUUCGAGAAAGCUUUGGGAUUUGAAUAUUCCUUUAAUAGUCUGCAGAUCUAUAGGCUUCGUUGCUUACAUGCGAGUUCAGGUGAAGGAACACACUGUAAUUGAAAGUCAUCCAGAUAACGAAGUGGCGGAUUUACGUUUGGAUAAACCUUUCGAAUUAUUAGGAAAAUAUCUUGAUUCGAUAAACCUUGAUGACCUGGAUAUCAAAGAUCAUUCGCACACUCCUUACGUUGUUAUUCUCUACAAAUUUCUGACGAAAUGGUUACAGGAGCACGAAAAUGUGCCUUCUACUUAUAAGGAGAAGGAGAUGUUAAAAAAAUUGAUAAGGGAGGGAAUAAGAAAAGAUGAGCACGAUAAUCCUACUGAUGAAGAAAACUUUGAAGAGGCAAUUAAAGCUGUCAAUACAAAUGUGAGGUGUACGACAGUUCCUUCAUCUGUAAUGGAAAUUUUAAAUGAUGAUCAGUGCGUCAAUUUAACAGCAAAAAGUAGAUCUUUUUGGAUUAUUGCAAAAGCCAUAAGGGAUUUUAUGGACAAUGAAGGCUGUGGACUGUUACCUUUGAAAGGUGCUUUACCUGAUAUGAUUGCCGAUACAGAAAAGUAUAUUGCGCUUCAACAAGUGUACCAUAAACAAGCGAUUGCCGACGUUGAAGCUGUCUGGCGACACACAAUUCGUUUGCUGAGACAAUUGGGACGUUCAAUGGAUUCUAUAUCAGAAAAAGAGGUGAAAUUAUUCUGCAGGCACGCUUCCGAUAUUCACGUCGAGAGAGGAUCGUGCAUUGCUGACGAAUAUGAUCCAAAAAUGAUAAAUGCUAAUGAGAUAGCUCAGAAAUUAGAAGACUCCGAUAGCAUGCUGGUGUACUACGUGGUCCUGAGAGGAAUUGAAAAGUUUCAGUUUGAAUAUAAUUCUUAUCCUGGGGAAUUUGACGAUCACGUCGAACCCGAUAUCAUUAAGUUAAAGGCAUGCAUAUCGAAACUUCUUGGUGAAUGGGGAUGUGGACCACUCGCGAAGGACGACUACGUUCAUGAAUUUUGUCGUUUCGGUGGAGCAGAACUUCACUCAGUUUCUGCAUUUCUUGGCGGACUUGCAGCUCAAGAAACUAUAAAGUUUAUCACAAAUCAAUAUAAACCAACUCACAAUACGUUUAUCCACGAUGCAGUGACUUCGAAUUCUGCUACUUUCUUUUUCUGAACAAAAUUUCUUCUUCUUUUUCUCUUAUUUUGUAUAAGACUGUAUUUAUUAAAUGAAAUAAUACAAAAACUACAAUUUUAAUAAUUA
This is a messenger RNA of Leptopilina heterotoma, 1814 nucleotides long. RefSeq names its product NEDD8-activating enzyme E1 regulatory subunit (gene APP-BP1). Gene Ontology annotation, cellular component: cytoplasm; nucleus. Gene Ontology annotation, molecular function: NEDD8 activating enzyme activity; ubiquitin activating enzyme activity. The record is from RefSeq and is a predicted model, not a curated record. Lineage: Eukaryota; Metazoa; Arthropoda; Insecta; Hymenoptera; Figitidae. The coding region runs from base 111 to 1727 and encodes 538 amino acids. The transcript is spliced from 7 exons. Gene Ontology annotation, biological process: DNA damage response; protein neddylation; ubiquitin-dependent protein catabolic process.